CGCAAUUAAAACACGUGUAAUUACUUUUGUCUAUUUUUAAUUUAAUCAGGCCCCGUGAGAUGGGCGGGACUUGGGCGGUGUUUUCUCGUGCAGGCGUCGACUCCUGCUCUCCUUGAGGAAACUCGCCCUGACGAGUCAUAUUUUCCUCUAAAUGGACAGCCACAUCCGAACGUCAAUAUGAUGCCACAUUUAUUCCCCGGUUUACCGUAGUUGUCAGACGGCGUCGUUCAAGAAAGGAUUAUCGUUUUUGUGACCCAUUAGCGUUAGCAUGACAACAUCGGUGAAUGCGCCGGAGCAGCUUCAGUAAUGAGACCGAAAUUCAGACCGACCCAGCCUUGAUACACUCUGCCUCUUUAAGGAGGCCUGUUUAUGUCCACAGUGUGAGACCCCCACAGCAUUUUGCCACUUCCUGCAUCCCUGCUUGGUUCUUCUUGGCCCGGUUUCUGUGGUCAUGUCAAGCCCUAGCAGCAGUCCCGAGAGAGAGGGAGGGGUGGUAACUUCUGUCCAACUUGAGAAUCUCACAUCUCCUGCUGGGUUGGAAACCGACCCUGCAUUUGUCAACAGUCCAGUGCUCAGUCCAGACUCCAGUUCCCAUGAUGCCGUGCUCUCCGCCCCGGCAGCCUCCCCGGCUGAUUCAGAGAACCUCAGUCCAGAUGAGCUUGAGCUACUGGCUAAACUGGAGGAGCAGAACAGGCUGUUAGAGGCAGAUUCAAAGUCCAUGCGCUCUAUGAGUGGAUCUCGAAGGAAUAGUGGCUCCUCUUUAGUGUCAAGCUCAUCUGCAUCAUCCAACCUAUCCCAUCUGGAGGAAGACACCUGGAUCUUGUGGGGACGUAUCGUUAAUGAGUGGGACGAGUGGAGACGAAAGAAGGACAAACUUUUAAAGGAGCUUAUAAGGAAAGGCAUUCCUCAUCAUUUCCGAGCAAUUGUUUGGCAGCUCUUAUGUAAUGCCACUGACAUGCCAGUGAAGAAUCAGUAUUCUGAACUCUUAAAGAUGUCUUCUCCAUGCGAGAAACUCAUACGCAGAGACAUUGCCCGCACGUAUCCCGAACAUGACUUUUUUAAGGGCCAGGACAGUCUGGGACAGGAAGUUCUGUUUAAUGUCAUGAAGGCAUAUUCUCUUGUGGAUCGAGAGGUUGGAUAUUGCCAGGGCAGUGCCUUCAUUGUAGGGUUACUACUAAUGCAGAUGCCAGAGGAGGAAGCUUUCUGUGUGUUUGUUAGACUAAUGCAGGAAUACAGGCUUAGAGAGCUGUUUAAGCCCAGCAUGGCUGAGCUGGGUCUGUGCAUCUACCAAUUCGAACACUUGCUACAGGAGCAGUUGCCCGAGUUGAACGUUCAUUUCCGAUCUCAGAGUUUCCACACAUCUAUGUAUGCUUCAUCCUGGUUCCUUACACUUUUCCUCACUUUCCUGCCCCUGCCGAUAGCUACACGUAUAUUUGACAUCUUUAUGUAUGAGGGUUUGGAGAUUAUAUUUCGAGUUGGAAUAGCGAUACUACAGUACAACCAGACGGACCUCAUACAGUUAGAUAUGGAGGCAAUGUCACAGCACUUUCAGAAGGUGAUCCCCCACCAGUUCGACAGCUGCCUGGAUAAGCUUGUCCUACGGGCCUAUCAGGUCAAAUACAAUCCCAAGAGAAUGAAAAAGUUAGAAAAGGAGUACACCACCAUCAAGAACAAAGAGAUGGAGGAACAGAUUGAGAUUAAGAGACUGCGUACAGAAAACAGACUAUUGAAACAGAGGAUUGAAACGCUAGAAAAAGAGAGUGCAGCAUUAGCAGACAGGUUGAUUCAGGGUCAGGUGACACGAGCCCAGGAGGCAGAGGAGAACUACGUUAUUAAGCGUGAACUGGCCGUGGUUCGGCAGCAGUGUUCUUCUACCAGCGAGAGUCUGGAGAAGGCACAGGACACCAUAAGAGAACUUCAGCAACACAAGUUCACAGCGGAGUUUGUAAGUGGACUGCAGACUCAGUUGGAACAAUCUCGGCUGCAGGAGGCAGAACUGCUUGGUGCUCUGAAAGAAAUGCAGGACAAAGUUCUCGACCUGGAAAAGAGGAACAACUCUCUGCCUGAUGAAAUUAAUGUAGCUCAGCUUCAGGAUGAGCUGAAGCUUGUCAAACUGAGAGAGCAGGAGACUCUACGCUCCUUCAAAGAGAUGCAGGAGGCCGUUACUGACCUCAACCACUGCUGGCAGCAUCAUACCUCUCGUGCAGGAGGAGGUCAUUGGAAGGAGUCCCCUAAGAAGAAUGCAUUGAAUGAGCUACAGGAUAAACUAAUGGGCAUGAGGCUGCGAGAGGCUCAGACUCAGGCUGAACUUAAAGAGGUCAAACUUAAAAACCUACAGCUGGAAAGUCAGAACCAGAUCAACUGUAAGUUAGUAAGUAGAAAUGAACAGGAGUGCGCCGCCCUGCAGGAGAGACUGCAGAAUUCUCUUUCUCACAGCAAAACACUACAAAGCCAAGUCAAUGAAAUGAAGAGAAAGCAGGCCGAGUCUGACUGCAAGAGCAAGGAAGAAGUGAUGGCCGUACGUCUAAGAGAAGCUGACAGUAUGGCAGCAGUGGCUGAACUCCGGCAGAGGAUAUCCGAGCUGGAAAUACAGAAAGAGGAAGGACUGAUCCAAGGCCAGCUAAACCACUCAGACUCGACACAGUAUAUAACGCAACUGAGGCAGCAGAUUGCUGAACUCAAGAACGAGAUCAGGCAGCUACGUGGACAGCCCUCCAAGUUCCAGAAUACCAGUGGUGGCGUUUAUCAGGACCUGUGUUUGGCCAGCCCGGCGUCUGCGGAAGGCGAUUAUCCCAGUUCAGACGAGGACCCGCUUGACAGUCACCUCCCUGUGAGUGCCCUGUACACACACCACACGUCAUCUCAUCUGGACAGCCAAGGCAGCACGGACAGCGAUGGUGAGGAGCGGAUCCCCCACCAAAAUCCCUGCCCAGACCCUCUGCCCAACCAGCAGCAGCUUUACCCGGGCAUGGUGUGUGCUGAAGGACUGGAGAAUUGAGAUUCAUUAAAAUGGUGGCCGGAAGAAGGAUGUAAACGUACAGACAAGAACAGGCCGCGCAGUGCACGCAUGCAUAGCGUGUGAGAGAGAAAGAGAGAGAGAUACAUUUACACGAACGCUGUCAGAGGUACGGCAGGAAACUGAUGCAUAGCGCCACACUCAUAGUACCCUCUCAUCUUUUUCUCUCUUUCGUACCUUUGGUUUUCCUUUAUCAGUAUCAUAUAUACAGUAAACACGUGCACGUGUAACAGGGUCCGAAAUUAACUGAUUCAUGUGUGCCAAUCAUGUAGUAUAGAGGAAAAUUUACUAUUUAUUACUUAGCAAAAACAUUUUUUUAAAUAAAGGCCUAUUUAUUAUUUAGUUGCACUGGGAUUUUAAUUUUUUUUAUUUUAAUGGCUAGUCUAAGCCACAUUUGUGAAGUAUUGUAGGCAACCUACAGUAGAUAAACUUCUAAUGGUACAUUUUUGGACUGAUGUAAAUCUACUUUUAUGUAGUAAACAAUUUCUAUAUCUUUAUUAGCCUGACUGACCUUCGCUAAUGCAAGUAACACGUGCAAUUCAAAUUAUCUGUUACAGUAAGUUGCUGUUCAUUAUAAAGUGAUCAGCUAGCAGGAUUUAUUUACUUGCAAAAGCCAAAAACAUUUUUCAUGUCUGGCUUUUGGCAGUUGUUAAUUCUGGACCCUGUUCAUUUACAUUGCAAACAGAGAGGUUAAACUCUGACGACUUCUCACAGUGCCAAUUUGGGGUUUUUUACUUUGUUGUUGUUUUAUUCUUUUCGAAGAACAUAUCUAAAAACAUUGUGGCCUUGAAACUACCUCUAAUUUAUCCACACACUCACUUAAAUCCUGUGAGAUGAUGAGAAGCAGGAGAAAACAGGAUGCACAGUUUCUGGUACCCCCAGUGUGUCAUUGCAACAUCCUAUCUUUGGAUCUGGAUUUUAAGACAUCGCUCUCUUUAUCUGUUGUGUCUUCAGAGGCAAACAACAGAUAUGGUGACAUUCUCAGCCUGGAUGGACGUUCUCGGUUUUGUUUUUUUGUUUUUUUGUCUUGUUCUCAUGUGCACUUUUAAGUUUAUUUUUAAACGCAACAAACACUGCAAUCACUUUAAUGAGAGGUGAUGGCUGAAGGAGAGAAAAUGGAAGAGAUAAAGGAACGAUAUGAACAAACUUUUAUUAUAUUAUGUAAUAGGGAUGUUAAUAGUUACAUACAUAGAUGAAUAUUACAAUAGCUCAUUCAUGUAUCUGUGUGUGUGUGUGUUUUAUACAAAACAAAGGUGAUCAACAUUUUGAAUGACAAAUAUUGCAGAAGAAAACUUGUCUCAACAUUGCCAAAUGUUUUUUUGUUUUGUUUGUUAUUUAUGUUUGUUUUGUAUGUUCUGCAACAAAAACUGUAAACGUACAUGAACUUCGGAGGCCAAAAUAUUUAUUUUAUAUUUUUUUCUUGUGCCAAUUCUGACAAAACAGCACAAAGCUGACACUACAGGGUCUCCAGAGAAGAGAUUAGUUUUAGGAAGGGUAAAGAACAGGAAACGACUGCUGCUAUGACAUAUCUAGUUAGUUUUACCCCAUGUUGAGUAUCUAUAUGCUCUAAACAUUUAUUAAAUACUGUGAAUUAUUAUAAACAUGACCCUUACCAGUAAUGAGCUGCUUGUAUUCAUACUGCGAUAUGAAUUUUUUAUUGCACAGGUCAGUUAUGUUUAAAUGUAUUAGGAAAGUUAUUUAUCCUGAUUGUUAACUAUCGACAUGCGAUUUGGGGUUCAAGAUGAUCCUGUACUAAAAAUAAAAUGCUGUGGUGUUGUCAACCUAGCGUUGGGUCAAAAAGGGACAAACCCAGCCGUUGGGUUAAAUUAACCCAGAAAAUGGUUAUAUUUGAUCCAACGCUGUUUGAAAAUAACCCAGCAUUUUUUAUAUUUUUUUGGGCUGUACAGCAGAACUUCCUUAAAGGGAUAGUUCACCCCAAAAUGAAGAUUUUGUCAUCAUUUACCAACUCUCGUUUUGUUACAAAACUAUACAAAUUAGUUUGUUCUGAUGAACACAAAGGAAGAUAUUUUGAGGAAUGUUUGUAACAAAACCGUUUAUGAGCCCGAUUCACUGCCAUACUAUUCUUUUUUCCUACUAUGAAAGUGAAUGGGGCUUAUGAUCGGUUUGGUUACAAAUAUUUCUCCAAAUAUCUUCCUUCGUGUUCAUCAGUACAAACAAAUGUAUACAUGUUUGUAACAACUGAGAGUGAAAAAUGAUGACAGAAUUUUCAUUUUUUUGGUGAACUAUUUCUUUAAACAUUAUAACAAAAUGGCUGCCUGAAAGUUUUUAAUUUUUAACAUUUCUGAAUAUCACUCUUGGUUAUCAUUAUUUCUAUUUAAAGAGCAAAAGCUUUGGCUUGCUGUUGUAUUUGACUGAACAACAGCAGGUUUACAUACAUAUAACUACUAAACAGAGUUAAAUAAUAGUUAUUAUACAUACACAAAGUUAAUAGAGUUGUAUACAAAUGUUUCAUAAUUGCUAAUUUAUUCUUCUUAAUCAUGUCUGGUCAUUUUAUUGUAAGAUUACAGGACCAUACCAGUACUGUCUUUAAUACCAUGUUUCCCCAACUACACAUGCAUGCGUUGUUGUCAUUGCCUUUUCCCACCACUGCCUCGUGUUGCAAAAGCUCAUCGAUCAUUGAAGUUAUGUGUUUACAUGAUUUCAAAACAUGCUGACUCUUUCCUCAGAAAAGAAGUUGCCGUCUUGAUUCCCACUGGUUAUUAAUAAGAACCGGUUAGAAGCUGUUCACAGUAACAGCUCAGCCACUUUUAAAUGUUCAACGUUUUAAAGAUAAACAUGUAUGUGCUGAUUAUCAGAUAAAAAGCCUUUUAAUCACGUUUAUUGGACAUAUCUGCAUUCGAGUGGUUGUAAACGCUAGAAGUAGUCGGGGGUUACUGUGUUUUUUUUUUUACCGCACUGCUGUCUUGACUCAGUACUGCAGUACCCAUUUCACUGAUUCUGAUCAUAUCACAUCUCUUAAAAAGUUUUUAACAGCUUAAAGAAGAACUUAACUGGAAAAUAAAUGUGCCCAGUAACUGGUUUAUUUAUACAAUUCAGGAUCGUUUCAUUUUGCAGUUCAAACGAAAGCAUUUGUAGUUUCAGUGCUGUACACUGAUUUUAGACGUGUUUCUGUUACCCCGUCUGUAAGUUUUUUUUUUUAAGUCCACAAAACUAUUUCUCAGAGCUAUGUGAAAUAUGCUUUACAACACGAAUUGGUAAAGGAAGUUGCUUUGCGUCUUUGAUUCUCGAAGAAGGGCAACUUCUGGUGGUCUCAAUUGUCAAAGGUUUUUGUCUGCAGUGGUUAAAGAAGCACAGUUUUGAUCUUUGUUCCACUGCGAUGAAUCUGGUAAAAUAAGGCAAGGCACAUUGUUCUUCAAAUGCUCAAAACAAGACACUAGUUUAGUAGAAUAUUGGAAAUUGUUCAAGCCUUGCACUUAAAAAUACUAACUUUUUAGGCCAAGCUGUGGUUUUACCAACAUUGUAGUUCAGGGCUGUUGGAUUUCGAAUUGUCAAAGGAAACUGUGCUCAUAACUUGAUUACUUCACAUGCAACGGUUUUGUGGUGUGAGUUUUAUCUUCUAAAGAAUAUUUACUUAAUAGGAACUCAGAAAAGCCUGUUUUGAAAUUAACUUCGAAUGUGAGUUUGGCAAUUUUUCAUUUUAGCUGAAACAUUUUUUUUCUUUAUGAAGAACAAAAUGUAUUUUUGAAGAAGGGUGUCUGAUAUGGUCAAACACAUUUCUGUCUCAUAGUGAGGUCCAAUUUAGCACUAUUAAUAAAAACUGAAUAUUUAUAAAAAGUAAAGGUAAAAAAUGCUAUUAUAGUUACAGUAAUGCAAAUAACAACCUUGUGGUUUUACAAGACUAUUGUUUUUCCAGCCCAUUCAUUAUUAACAUCUUAGAAAUGCUGUCAGUGUUGGAGUUAAACUGAAUACUUUUUGUAUGCUGUCAUCAUUUUGGGUACUUACGUGCACACUUUGUCUUAUUUUUUUAAUCAAACCCUGCUGGGUUUGUUGGUAGAUGUGAAUCUACCCUGGUGCCAUUAGAAAUGUGUUAUAUCAAAAACGUCUAUAUCAGAUUGUGUUUGUGUCUGUGAAUCUGACAUUUUCCUACGGAUCAAAGUCACUUUGUUCAAAAUGGCAUAAUAUCAUACUGUAUCGGGAUAUGUUUUCAGUGUUAAUCAUUACAGCCAGAUUUUUCCCUUUGUUUUUCACAUGUGUGAUGAUUAAUGCAUUAAAUUGGGGAAAAUAGCAAAUGUCAUGUUUUACACGCAUGUGCACACUAGAGUAUGGACUUUGUGUAUGCAUUGUGUGUAUAAAAAAAUUUUUAAAUGUAAAAUGACAGUGGGCUAUAUUUAACAACACGUUAAAGACCGGAAGUCAACGCGCCAAACCUAACAACAGAGGUCAAGAUACUCAUCACAUUACGCUUGCGAGUGUGGCCAAAUGAAUAGCCAGCAAGGGCGUAUGUGAAUGCAGGAGCCCCAUGUAGAGCCCCAACAGCUGCCUUACCUCCUUUAACCAGUACUAAACAAACGUCCCACAUGCCCAUUACACCACAUGUACUCUGUCCUACAAUCUUACCGAUGUGUUAUUGAGAACGACAGUACUAAAGAUUAUAUAAACGGCAAUGUUAUCAAACGAUGAUCCUGUGUUCUGUAUUUGAUGAUAAAAUGUAUUUAAAAAGAAGAAUAAACAUUUAUGCUCUUCACUCGG
Misgurnus anguillicaudatus (oriental weatherfish) is the source of this 7726-nucleotide messenger RNA. Lineage: Eukaryota; Metazoa; Chordata; Actinopteri; Cypriniformes; Cobitidae. The record is from RefSeq and is a predicted model, not a curated record.